UUAAGCAACCAUGUCCAGCUCAGGCGAGGCAGAGCUCCUGCACACAUUUAAGGGGAUUCCUUUUACCACCAGGUCUUCUCCAGAGCUUUUAAAAUCCUUGGAUACUUUUGAUGCUAGAGAGGAUGAUGUCCUUUUGGUUUCCUAUCCCAAAUCUGGCACUCACUGGCUUGCAGGAGUUAUAACAAAGCUUUACGAUACUCGAGUCACAGUAACAUCUCCCAUUGAACUUGGAGACAUUUCCCGACUGGAGGAACUGAAUAAACUCUCAUCAAAGAGAAUCAUCCCAACACACUUAGACUACAACAUGUUGCCUCCAAAUUUUAAGAAUAAGAAAUGCAAGAUGAUCUACAUCAGCAGAAAUCCAAAAGACACUGCAGUUUCCAUGUUUCAUUACUACAGAGAUAACCCAAACCUUCCCACUGUAGACAGCUGGACUGCUUUCUUUGACCUGUUCUUAAAAGGCAAUGUUGUCUGUGGAUCCUGGUUUGAUCAUUUCCUAAGCUGGGAAGAACAUGAAGAUGAGAAAAAUAUCCUCUUUUUGUUCUAUGAAGACAUGAAGAAGGAUCUCCCUAAGGUUGUAAAAGAAAUUUCUCUGUUCCUGAAUUUAAAUGUCAGUGAUGAUGAUAUCCAAGACAUCUGCAAGAAGUCCUCAUUCUCAGAGAUGAAGAAUGACACAGAGAAGGAGAACAGCGACCCCAGUCACACCGUGUGUGCUCUGACAUCCAACAGGAAGCUGAUUUUCCGAAAAGGUGCUGUUGGUGAUUGGAAGAACUACUUCACUCCAAAGCAGAAUAUUAGGUUCCAGGAGAUAUUUAACGAGAAAAUGAAACUCAGCAAGAUGGCAAACAGUUUCACCUAUGAGUACUGAGUCCCUGUGAAGAACAAUAUCCAGUUAUCAACAAACAUGCACAAACCAGUUGGUGGGAAGUUCUGAAUGGGUAUUCCCAUGAGUUUAUAAUUCUUCCAGUAGGAAGGAUGGGUAAACAUGGGUUCUUGAGAACAGGAAAGUUCUGACACAGUGCCAGAGCUGAACUCAGUUCUCAGAGGGCAGGUGUACGUGGUUUCAGAGUCAGGUGUCAGACCUUGGUUUGAUAACCACAUCUACUUCAUCAUUUAUUUAUUUUCUUUGUUCCAAGGGGAUAUGAACAGACUUCAUAAACCUGAAUAAAGAAUUUUACCCAAGAUAAUAUGAAGAGAAAAACAAAUGACAAACUUGCAAGAAACUGAAUGUAUAAGAAAUCUAAAAACAUAUAAUAAGAAAAUUACCAAAAAUUUGACCCCAGACUUGCUCCUUCUGUAACACACCAUGAUUUGGAAGUGCCUGUCUUAUUGGACAUGGCUAUUGAUAAUUAAGUUGAAAACUGCAGCAUUUGAAGAUCUGAAGUUUGUUUACAAAAGUGUUUCUUUUUUUUUUUUCUUUUAUUUUCUAACACUGUAUAGUUCUUUGAUGUAACUUA
Molecule: messenger RNA, 1457 nt
Organism: Zonotrichia albicollis (white-throated sparrow)
Lineage: Eukaryota; Metazoa; Chordata; Aves; Passeriformes; Passerellidae
Product: sulfotransferase 6B1
Molecular function (GO): sulfotransferase activity
Source: RefSeq, a predicted model, not a curated record